Molecule: messenger RNA, 195 nt
Organism: Cooperia oncophora
Lineage: Eukaryota; Metazoa; Nematoda; Chromadorea; Rhabditida; Trichostrongylidae
Source: the annotation of a GenBank genome assembly
AUGGCGAGAGUUUACUUGGGGCGGCUUCCGUUCCGCGCCCGAGAAAGUGACAUUGAAAGGUUUUUCCAAGGAUAUGGCAAAAUUACCGACAUCGCCAUGAAGAGAGGCUUUGCAUUCAUUGAAUUCGAAAAUAAAAGGGAUGCAGAGGACGCCGUCGAUGAGCUGAAUGGACGCUCUAUUUUGGGAGAUAGGUGA